AUUAAUGUGCAUGAUUUAGAGACAGAAAUAACACGCCAGCAUAUAAGAUCAAUGACAUAAGACUAAUUCCUUCAAUUGACUUUCAGGCGCGGCUCGGAAAAAUGUGCAUUUUCUGAAGAAAUUUUAAUUUUAACAGCAAAAAAUUGACCCUAUGCCAAACUUAGUCGCUAAUGGCUGGUCUGUAGACUGUUUGGUAAACCUAAAUCAAAUUAUAGUACUAGCUUUUUAUAAGGAUGUGUAUGUCAUGUUACGUAUUUCUUGGUUUUUCUAUGUUAUGUGUUUUAUAGAGAAGUAACAUUAUUCUUUUUUUUCUGUAUGCUUUCAGAACCACAGAUCGCUCCAUCCAUUCCAUGGCUGAAGCAUACAUUUUCAUUUAAUCUGAACAGUUUUGUGUACACUAGCGCUGAGAAGCAACUUGAUCCACAAAUAUGGCAAAUCCCAUACGACUCCUCAUUUUGUUGAGUGACAAUAGCUCUGAGAGGAUGGAUCUAUCAAGGGUGCCAGACACAGUUGAAGAGCUCAUUGAACAAGUUAAAGAGUCAUGCAAAGUUGCUGGAGGUAUCAGGCUGCAAUAUAAAGAUGUAGACUUUGGUGGAACAUUUGUGAACUUGAACUCAACCUCCAUGAUCAAGGAUCUUACCACCAUCAAGGUCAUACCGUCUGCUACUGAAACAUUAAUUUUAGAAUUUGUAGAAAGUGACCUAGAUACAAGCUCCAUCUCAACACACACUGAUGACACAGUCAUACUAAGCAGCAGCUCCUCUGAGAAACUCCGCACAGAGCCCUGGCCAAAGGAGUUCAACAUCCCACAAUUCUCUUUUGAAACAGAAGGUCAACUUGAGAAAGGGAAUGCGGAAUACACAAAGGACCAAACCAGGCUCACACCUACAUCGAAAAUGUUGUCCGACAUUCUGGAAAGACUGGCAGAGAAUUUUCUCCUACAAGGCGUACCCCAGUGAUGCAGACCUGAGUGACGUUGCGAAGGCUCUGACAAGGAAACAUCCCUGCUUGAGGCAACCAGACUCCUUCAAUGAGAGCUACGGAUGGAAACUCAGACUGAAGACUAAGAUGAGCAAUUACCGCACUCAGCUUAAGUCACAUGGACUUGCAUCUGAGCUCUUAGUAAAUACCCUCAAAUCAAAGUCACAAGAAGAUCCUGUUCCCAAGCCAGCCAAGAACAACAAAAAGGCAAGAAGAGGUGAGGCCAAUUACUAUCCUCAGACCAGCAGUGAGAAUCCAGAAAGCCUAGAACUAGAGCGAAUAUCUCUCCUGACAGAAUUAAAGAAGAGAAACAAUGAGAAAACUGUACGAGAGAAGAUGGCCAGGACCUUCAAAUUCAGGAGGAAAGAGGUUGUGGAUAAGAAGCCUGACAUCAAGAACCUCUUGGAAAGAUGGCCAGGUCUAUUUCAGAUAGAAGAGAUUAAUGCAGAGUUUCUGCGGGUUACUGCAGUUCCCCUGCUAACCAGAUUCAUGGCCCAGCUGGACAAGCACUCCCCACAGCUACUUAAAAUAAUCAGAAAGACAGGAGGGACAACCAAAGCAAAAACUGUCAUAAUCCUAGAGUUUCUCGAUCAGUUUUAUUUUGGUAACGUCAGUGAUUAUGGCUGUGACCUUUUAAAAUGUUGA
Oreochromis niloticus (Nile tilapia) is the source of this 1626-nucleotide messenger RNA. RefSeq lists its product as uncharacterized. The record is from RefSeq and is a predicted model, not a curated record. The transcript has 4 exons. NCBI's taxonomy places the organism in Eukaryota, Metazoa, Chordata, Actinopteri, Cichliformes, Cichlidae. Bases 850 to 1626 code for a protein of 258 amino acids.